AAAGGAACAACCAAGGUUGAGUGAGGUUGGAAGCAGGGAGUAGCAGGACUUAAGGCCUGGAUUUGGCGGCCGGAAGGAAGGAGCAAGCGUGGCAUCCCUCUCCUCCUCUCAUGUCCCCUCCCUGUGUGUCCUUGCAUGUCAGUGCCCCCUCGUCAUCCCCCCCGUGUCUCACCCCGCCAGCCCUCUGUGUUCCUCCCCCUCAUGCUUGGGACAGACCGGCCCCACCGUCAGACCAAUGACUGCCUGGAUCAUACUGCCUGUCAGCCUGGCUGCCUUCUCCAUCACUGGCAUAUGGAUAGUAUAUGCUAUGGCUGUAAUGAACCACCAUGUUUGUCCUGUCGAAAACUGGUCAUACAAUGUGACGUGCACAGAAGAAACAGCCAAACCGGGCUUCCCAAAAACAUGCUGCACCCUUCAAGACAUCCCCCUCAUCAGUAAAUGUGGAUCCUACCCUCCCGAGAGCUGUCUGUUCAGUCUUAUCGGUAAUGUGGGAGCUUUUAUGGUGGUGAUGGUGUGUUUACUACGGUAUGCUCAGAUCAUCGAGCACAGGAACCACUGCUGGCUCAACACCAGUGGACUUGUGUCCGGAUGCACCAAUGCUGUGGGACUCGUCAUGGUGGGCAACUUCCAGGUGGACCACGCUAAAAAACUUCACUAUGUGGGUGCAGGCGCCGCCUUUCCUGCCGGAAUUCUGUUCGUGUGUUUGCAGUGUUUGCUGACCUACAGGGUGGCUGUCACAGCUCUGGACUACUGGAUGGCUCAUGUGCGCGUGGCUCUGGCUACUGGAGCUCUCAUCACACUGGUUCUCAGUGGGAUAUUCUUCAUCCACGAGAGCUUCGUCUUACAGCAUGCAGCAGCCAUCUGCGAAUGGGUCUUCACAGUGGUCAUCCUCAUCUUCUACGGGACUUUUACCUACGAGUUUGGAACUGUAACAACAGAGACCAUGUUGGCCGGCCUCCAGCGGAACCUAUCGCAUGGGCCCGGCGUCAUGAUCGGAGACGAUGUCCAAGCUGGCACCCUGGGAAGCAGUACCACAACAAAGAGUUUGAAAUCUCCAGGGGGAAGCAGCACCUCCACCCAUCUGAACUGCACUCCUGAGAACAUAGCAAUGCUUUAAACACAGCACACACACAGUCACAUACUGCCACGUGAGAGGCCGUCUCACGAUGGUGCUCCCACACAGAAAUCAAACUGAUUUAGGGGACGUUUACAUGACACAUUUUUCAACUAAAACUGAGAAAUGUUGUUUGCGCUUUGGCUGUUGGUUUACAUGACAACAGCAUUUUGAAAAACAUUUAAAGUGCAAUCUUUGGAAAAUGAUUGCACUGUCUUUUUGUAAACUUUUAAAAACAUGAAUUUGUUAAAAAUGGGGACAUCAUGCAAAUGCAUAUUGAUUAGGAUAUAUGCAGGAUACCCAUUGCCUUCUAAUUACUAAUUAAAUGAGCUACACAA
Danio rerio (zebrafish) is the source of this 1452-nucleotide messenger RNA. It is a transcript of the gene tmem150aa, whose product is annotated as transmembrane protein 150Aa. The record is from RefSeq and is marked provisional. Gene Ontology annotation, cellular component: plasma membrane. NCBI's taxonomy places the organism in Eukaryota, Metazoa, Chordata, Actinopteri, Cypriniformes, Danionidae.